AUGGCAUCCCCAUCACAGGCCAUGGAGAGUGGAACUGUGCCCAUGCCUGUAUCCUAUUCCGGUGGCUUUGUCGCGCUGUCGUACAUUAUCAGUGCCAUGGGCUCGGUGACGUGUUUGGAAAUGCUGCAUCGGAGGACUUCGAGGUCUGGCCUGUUCAAUUGGUAUCUGCUACUGACAUCGUCGCUCUCCAUGGGCGGAAUUGGUAUCUGGAGCAUGCACUUCAUCGGUAACCGCGCCAUCUACCUCGGUGACGGCGCCGAUAGCGACCAAAUCUCGUACAAUGUCCCCUUCACAAUCCUCUCGAUCUUCUUGCCCAUGAUCGUCCUCUGCGCUGCCUUUUAUGCCAUCUCCUUUGAAGAACGCCCGGCCAUGACCCGUCUCGCAGUCGGGGGCGUCCUGACCGGCGGCGCCAUCUGUGGUAUGCAUUAUGUCGGACAGCUCGGCAUCUCCAACUAUGUCUGCUCGUACGCGGUCGGGAACAUCGUCGGCGCGGCCAUGAUUGCCGUGUUCUCGGCCAUGUUGGCACUGACCGUCUUCUUUCGAUGGAAAGCUGCGUGGGCAGAUAGCUGGUGGCGUCGCCUGAUAUGUGCGGCGCUUCUGGCCGGUGCUGUCUCUGGAAUGCAUUGGACGGCGGCAGUAGGGACCACGUAUCGCCGUGUGCCCGGUGCAAUGACUGGUGCGCAGUUAUCGAGAACUCAGACGGUCAUUAUUUGCUCGGUUUUGUCAUUUACGUCGUGUGUUAUUCUGUCCAUCUGUGCCGUCGUUGCUGGCGGCAAUCGGCGACGCUCUACGACUCGAGCCCGUCAAUUGGUACUGUCAUGUGUUUUUUUUGAUCCUGCCGGGCGUAUAAUGGUGACCCCGCAGGCUCUGCUGCCGACUCGCAAGGUUGUUGAUAGAUAUAUCGGCCGAUAUAUGAAAGACGACGACUUUAGCCGGACACACCCGGCUUUCCUCUGGGCAUUUCGGGCAUCUCGCAACUGGUCUCUAGUCAAAGACAUCAUCCCGUUCAUGAAGCGUACGCUACAGAGCGACGAAGAAGAGAUAAACCGGCUUAUCCACCAACGUAAUGCAGCUGACAACGACCCCAGCGCUGACUUCGGCUUUGACAACUUGUUCAAGCAGUUUUUCUGUGUAUCUGCACAAGACCUGGCCGACGAAGUACGCCAGCCCCUUUCUGGUCUGGGCGAGUUGUAUCCCGAAGUCGUGUCGACCAGCACGCAGAUCUCGCGAUUCCAGAUACGAUCAUCGUCGUCAGCCAGGUCGUCUCGUCCGCAGUUCGGCAAGGGCCAGCUCAUGUUUACCGUGCGUCAGUUGAGCAGCCAAGAAGAAGUGGCGCGAUUCAUGGCGAAUGGGUUUCGGUUUGCCCCGAUUGAGCGCAUCGCGAGCACGCUCGCCUCCAGAAUCCAUGUCCCCGCAGCCGAACUGGCGGCAUACCUGCACGAUAUGCACGAAUACGGUCGGCUUCGCAGGGGGUAUCCGUCAGGGGUACACGUUGUCGCAUUCGCCAUGCGUCCCACGGUGCAGGAACAUUUUGAGGUCCUCGCCAAAUUGAGUAGCCCGAUUGCACUGCCUAGUUCCUCUCUGCCAGUGAGAUCACUUGAUCAGGCUGACUUGGAUCUGAUUUCUCAGAUGAAUGAUUUCACAAUCACGACGUGUCUGAAACAUUUGACCACCUUCAUCAGUGACAGCAGCAGCAUAAAAAGUCUCCAGGAAUCGCCAGCUAACACCUUUUCCGACCAUCUCUACAGAGCGAUUCUUGAACUGGCAGCCAGCUUACCCAAGAACAUCGCGUCCGCGGUACGCUUCUCGGGGAAACCGCUCUCAGCACCGUGUCGCAAACAGUUGGUGCCUUCUCCUGACCUAGAGCACUGCACGUUGCUGUGUUUCCGGGUAGUAUCGGCGCUGGACACGCAGAUUUCCCAGCCUACUUUGCAUCGGUUCGUGCCGCUGCGACUGUUCCGGGUCCAGGAACAGGUCAACGACGGGCUCGUUGAACGGGGCCGUUUCCUACGCGAGCUCAACGCCGAGUUUGCCUCGUAUUCGGUCCAGUCGAUGGCAAAUCGCAGUAGCGUACCAUCGUCACUGCUUGUGAGUGAGGAGACCCAACGUGGACGAGGAGGGCGACGGCUGUUUUCGUGGGCGGCGUUCGCAUUCACACAGCGACGAGGAGAGCAUCGCCAUCAAGAACUUGUAUCGCAGGAAUCUCUCGUCGGCCAAGCAUCCGGGAAAAAACACGAUAGUGUGUUGAGCCUGUCGCGCAACGAGAUUGUCAUCAACAGAGAAGUUCGCAUCGAAGUCUCGCAGUUGGACGUUGACAGUCGCAGCAAGGGGGCUGAAGGUGCCGCGAGGAAGAGCCCGUUCCAAUGGCGCUUCAGUCGCAUGACAUAUUUUGCUACCGUCACCAUCGUCACGUUGAUCAUCUUCUCACUCGCCUACGUCUACGCCGAAGAACCGCCCUUUUGGCCAGCGGCCCGACCAACGCCUCCCUCGGGGCAUCCUGAUAAUACUGAUUACGAUAUUUCAAGUCAUCCUUAUGCGCCUGGGGAUAGCAAAGCUUCACCGUUGCCGUCAAACCCCCCAUCCACCUCCGCCCACUCGAGUGAUGAUCUCGAUACUGCUUUUGAUGGCUCCGACUGGCUCGUCAAGCCCAAGGAUCUUCGAGUCGUCGCCGUGAUCUUCUACGGCCGCCGCGACCGCUCGUCCAUUCUCGAAUGCUACACCCGUCAAAAUCUCGUCUCCAAUGGCGGCUGGUUGGACGAGGUGAUCUGGGCCGCUAAUACCGACAACCAAGACGACCUUGCCUGGAUUAACACCGUUGCUGCCGAUUCGAACGGCGAAUACAAGGUCGUGCGCAUGGACCAAAAGGGCUACGGUAAUGUCUAUGAGGCUACCUUUACGGACAAAAAGACCAUCUACGUCAAGAUUGACGAUGAUGUCGUUUUUAUCGAGCCUCAGGCCAUCGCCAAGGCUGUGACCACGCUGAUCAGCAACCCGGACGCCCUGAUCGUAUCGGCAAAUGUUGUCAACAGCCCCGCGCUCGGCUGGUGGCAUUACCAUUUGGACUCCGCUCACUCUUUCAAGCCUGAACUGAUCCCCAAGAAGGCCGAGCUUGCCACUCGCGGCAACGGGUUGUGGAAGACUUCCGACUUGCCGUUCUGGGAGGGAGACUCGGCUCUGGACUUUAAGGAGUUUGACACUUUCACCGACUUUUUCAAGGUCGAGGAAGACGAAGACAUUCCCAAGCAUCGCUGGCUCCCGACUCGUGAGGAAUUCGACAUUUACAGCUCCAGCGUUGCCGCCACCGAUGCUGAAGGUGGCCCGCACCUGACCCAAUGGGCCAUUGGUGCUCAGAACCACUACUCCUUUUUCACGAACCUGGAAAACGGCGAGCUCGGCAAGUAUGGCCUUGGUAAGGACUAUGGCAAAGGCACUACCUGGCAUAUGCGCAGCCACCGAAUCAGCAUCAACUUUAUUGUCAUGCGCGGCUCCGAUGUGAUCGAGCAUAUGGACCUAGUCACAGGACAUCCGAAGGGCGACGACGAGCAGCAGUUGACCGUCGAGAUGCCUCGUAUUCUGAAACGACCUGUCCUCGUCGAGUCCCACGCCAUUGUCUCCCAUUUUUCAUACGGCCCACAACGCUACCUCCACAAGACGGACGUGUUGGAGCGCUACUUCAACUACGCUAACGACAAUAUCUGUCCCGAACGAAGCUUGAUCGACCCAUUGAGCCCAGACUACAAACCAGGAUCCAACCCUCCUCCUUCGUCGCGCCUGAGAAGAGACCGUCGCGGAACGAAAUCCACGGACACUGCAUGA
Molecule: messenger RNA, 3816 nt
Organism: Talaromyces rugulosus
Lineage: Eukaryota; Fungi; Ascomycota; Eurotiomycetes; Eurotiales; Trichocomaceae
Exons: 6
Coding region: 1-3816 (1271 amino acids)
Source: RefSeq, a predicted model, not a curated record